GAAGCAAACGUUAUCCAAAGCAAACGCAUGAAACAGAGCCCUACUUGUUCCAGCUUCUAUUUGGCCACACUCCUGCUUGUUUACGGUUCCUCGGAGAAAAGGUAGGGAUCGGAUCGUCGGAGGUGCGGGAAGAUGACGGACACGACCGACGACAUCGCGGAGGAGAUUUCGAUGCAGGCCUUCGAGGACGACUGCCGCCUCCUGGGAAGUCUCCUCCAGGACGUCCUCCACCGUGAGGUCGGACCCCGCUUCAUGGAGACCAUCGAGCGCAAGCGCGUCCUCGCUCAGUCUGCGGUUAAUAUGCGAUCGAUAGGUAUGGAGGAGGCGGCCAAUUUGCUAGAUAAGCAGCUUGCGACGGACAUAUCGAAGAUGACCCUCGAAGACGCGGUGUCGCUUGCUCGCGCGUUUAGCCAUUACCUCAACUUCAUGGGCAUUGCAGAAACCCACCACAGGGUUCGCAAGGCACGCCAUGAUGAAAACUUAUCAAGAUCGUGUGACGACACAUUCAACAAGUUGAUUCAGACUGGCGUUUCCCCGGAAGAGCUGUACGACACUUUCUGCAAGCAGGAGGUUGAAAUAGUAUUAACUGCGCAUCCCACCCAAAUAAACAGGCGUACCCUGCAAUACAAACAUGUUAGAAUAGCGCACCUUCUGGAGUAUAAUGACAGACCUGAUCUAAGCCAUGAAGAUAAAGAAAUGCUGAUAGAAGAUCUGGUACGGGAGGUCACUGCAUUAUGGCAGACAGAUGAAUUAAGACGUUAUAAACCUACUCCUGUUGAUGAAGCGAGAGCUGGUUUGCACAUAGUUGAGCAGUCACUUUGGAAAGCUGUACCACAUUAUCUCCGUCGUGUCAGCAAUGUUUUGAAAAAGCACACUGGUAAGCCACUUCCACUAACUUGCACACCUAUAAAAUUUGGUUCUUGGAUGGGUGGUGAUCGAGAUGGAAAUCCGAAUGUUACAGCAAAAGUUACCAGGGAUGUUUCAUUGCUGUCACAGUGGAUGGCAAUUGAUCUUUACAUUCGAGAGGUUGAUAAUCUAAAAUUUGAGUUAUCUAUUAACAGAUGCAGUGAUACAUUGGCUAAGUUGGCACAGGAAAUCUUACUCCAAGAAUCAGAAUCAGAGGACUUGCAUUCUGAAAAAUGGAAUUCAAGCAUAAAUCAAACCCUGCUAAAGCAUCAAAAUCAGCAUAUAUCUGCAUUGCCAGCACAGCUUCCUGCUGGUGCAUAUCUUCCAGCUUGCACAGAAUGCAGUGAUGGAGGGUCUGAAUAUCCUGUAGUGAAAGUUCCAGGCAACAUUAAUCGUCAGAAUGAUAAAAAGUCUCCAGUUCAACUGAGUUUGUCCUUGCCAAAAACUGAAGAUGGUGGUUCUUUAGCUAGCCCUACUAGCCAGUCAUCAGUAACAGGGUCUCAAAAAUUGAAUAGGUCAAGUUCAAGUCAGCAUCCUGCACAAAGGAAAUUAUUUGUUGAAUCUCAAAUAGGUAGGUCAAACUUUCAGAAGCUUUUAGAACCUAGCCUGCACCAACGUCCUGGAUUCACUCCUUACAGGGUUUUUCUUGGCAAUGUCAAAGACAAGCUCCUCAAGACUCAAAGACGGCUAGAGCUUCAACUUGAGGAUCUGCCAUCUGAACACGAUCCUAGAGAAUACUAUGAAACUACAGAGCAGCUUCUGGAACCACUUACUCUUUGUUACGAGUCUUUGCAUUCAUGUGGAUCUGGCAUUCUUGCUGAUGGGCGGUUAGCAGAUCUGAUAAGAAGAGUAGCAACCUUUGGCAUGGUCUUAAUGAAGCUUGAUUUACGUCAGGAAGCCAGCAGACAUUCUGAAACUCUAGAUGCUGUUUCUAAAUACUUAGACAUGGGAUUGUACACUGAAUGGGAUGAAGAGAAAAAGUUGGAAUUUUUUACAAGAGAGCUGAAAGGAAAACGCCCUCUAAUUCCACUUAGCAUAGAAGUGACUUCAGAUGUGAAAGAGGUUCUCGACACUUUUAGGGUUGCUGCUGAACUAGGGAGUGACUCAUUUGGUGCAUAUGUGAUUUCAAUGGCUUCAAAUGCAAGUGAUGUUCUUGCUGUAGAACUGUUGCAGAAAGAUGCUAGACUUUCAGUCAGUGGGGAACUAGGAAGACCAUGUCCUGGAGGAACGCUUAGAGUUGUCCCUCUGUUUGAAACUGUGAAAGAUCUCAGAGCAGCUGGCUCUGUGAUCAGAAAGUUACUGUCAAUCGAUUGGUACAGGGAGCACAUUAUAAAGAAUCAUAACGGGCAUCAAGAGGUUAUGGUGGGUUACUCUGAUUCUGGUAAAGAUGCUGGGCGAUUUACUGCUGCAUGGGAACUAUACAAGGCUCAAGAGGAUGUUGUUGCUGCCUGUAAGGAGUAUGGAAUUAAAGUUACACUUUUCCAUGGCCGAGGUGGUAGCAUUGGCCGUGGCGGCGGCCCAACAUAUCUAGCCAUACAGUCACAGCCUCCUGGUUCUGUAAUGGGAACCCUUCGGUCAACAGAACAAGGUGAGAUGGUCCAGGCAAAGUUUGGUCUUCCCCAGACAGCAGUAAGGCAACUUGAGAUCUAUACGACGGCUGUACUUCUUGCAACAAUGAAUCCUCCACUCCCACCUAGAGAGGAGAAAUGGCGUCAUGUCAUGGAGGAAAUCUCCAAGGCGAGUUGCAAUUACUACCGGAGCACUGUAUAUGAGAACCCCGAUUUCCUAGGCUACUUCCAGGAGGCCACUCCUCAGGCUGAGCUUGGAUUCCUGAACAUUGGAAGCCGGCCUACACGUAGGAAAGCGUCCACUGGAAUUGGGCACCUUCGGGCCAUUCCAUGGCUCUUCGCUUGGACCCAAACAAGGUUUGUGCUCCCUGCAUGGCUUGGAGUGGGUUCUGGCCUCAAGGAUGCAUGUGAUAAGGGGUACCAAGAAGACCUCAAGGCUAUGUACAAGGAAUGGCCUUUUUUCCAGUCGACCAUUGAUCUUAUUGAAAUGGUAGUCGCGAAGGCUGACAUUCCCAUCGCGAAACAUUAUGAAGAGAUGCUUGUCUCUGAGAGCAGAAGGGCGCUAGGUUCCCAGUUGAGGUCAGAGUUACAGACGACGGAGAAGUUUGUGCUAAUUGUUAGUGGCCAUGAGAAACUCUCGGACAACAAUCGAAGUUUGAGGAGGCUGAUUGAAAACAGGUUGCCAUAUCUUAAUCCACUUAAUCUCUUGCAGGUUGAGAUUCUGCAAAGGCUAAGGCAUGAUGAUGAUAACCAUAAACUUCGGGAUGCACUUCUCAUCACGAUCAAUGGCAUUGCUGCAGGAAUGAGGAACACUGGUUAAUAUGCUUAAUUUCCUUUGUGAUGACACCAGGCCGAGGCUCAACUGCAUCUUAGAAGCUUUCAAAUGUUGUUGCUUAAUAUUUGCUCGCCAGAUAUGGGACUGGACUCGAUAACGAUCUUUUUGUGUUGUUUUAAAAUUUGAUUUUGGUUGUGGUUUUAAGUUGAGAGAUGCUUGUGUUAAUAAAAUGAAGGGUGCACUGGACUUGAAAAUGUUUCUUUUUAA
Zingiber officinale is the source of this 3516-nucleotide messenger RNA. RefSeq names its product phosphoenolpyruvate carboxylase 4-like. The transcript has 20 exons. Gene Ontology annotation, biological process: carbon fixation; tricarboxylic acid cycle. The record is from RefSeq and is a predicted model, not a curated record. Gene Ontology annotation, cellular component: cytosol. The coding region runs from base 133 to 3294 and encodes 1053 amino acids. Lineage: Eukaryota; Viridiplantae; Streptophyta; Magnoliopsida; Zingiberales; Zingiberaceae. Gene Ontology annotation, molecular function: phosphoenolpyruvate carboxylase activity.